This is a messenger RNA of Cyclopterus lumpus (lumpfish), 2352 nucleotides long. It is a transcript of the gene bin3, whose product is annotated as bridging integrator 3. Gene Ontology annotation, cellular component: cytoplasm; actin cortical patch. The transcript has 9 exons. Gene Ontology annotation, biological process: plasma membrane tubulation; actin cortical patch localization; endocytosis. The record is from RefSeq and is a predicted model, not a curated record. The coding region runs from base 287 to 1048 and encodes 253 amino acids. Lineage: Eukaryota; Metazoa; Chordata; Actinopteri; Perciformes; Cyclopteridae. Gene Ontology annotation, molecular function: lipid binding; protein binding.
CACACGCGCGCACACACACGCACACACACGCACACACACUUCAGCAUUUUAAACACACAUAUUACAAUAGCAUGUGAACAAUAGCCGUCUUGUAUUAUUUUAUGAACGCAUCAUAACGUGUGUUAGUUUUAUUUCCGCUUUCUGACAAAAACGUCCUUAGAGGAAACACAAGCGGCUAAUCUCCGGACUUCCUGUUUAAAGCUCCACUGUUGACUGGUGAAAGGGGAUGAGGUCCCUGGAAGAUAAUACAACUACCCAAUGAAACCGGAAUAGAAGUUCCGUCAAAAUGAGUUGGAUUCCCUUCAAGAUUGGACAACCAAAGAAGCAGAUUGUCUCUAAAACAGUUGAAAGAGACUUCGAGCGAGAAUAUGACAAGCUCCAAAAGCUGGAGGAUCAGACGAAAAAGCUUCACAAGGACAUGAAGAAAAGCACUGAGGCUGAUUUAGCCAUGUCCAAAGCAGCAGUGAAGAUCUCUGCAGACCUGCUGAGUAACCCGCUGUGUGAGCAGGACCAGGCCUUCCUGGAUUCCAUGACCGCUUUAGAUACAGCUAUGAGAAGGAUGGACUCCUUCAACCAGGAGAAGGUCAACCAGAUCCAGAAGACAGUUAUUGACCCUCUGAAAAAGUACAGUGGCGUCUUCCCCAGCCUCAACAUGGCAGUGAAGCGCCGGGAACAGGCACUGCAGGACUACAAGCGGUUGCAAUCCAAAGCGGAGAAGUAUGAAGAGAAAGAAAAAACCGGGCCUGUUAUGGUUAAACUACAUCAGGCCAGAGAGGAGCUCCGACCGGUCAGGGAGGACUUUGAGGCCAAGAACAAGCAGCUGCUGGACGAGAUGCCCAAGUUUUACUACAGCCGCAUCGACUACUUCCAGCCCAGCUUUGAGGCUCUCAUUAGGGCGCAGGUUGUCUAUUUCACCGAAAUGUACAACAUCUUCAGCGAGUUAACAGACCAGAUCGACCAGGCAGGACUGACUGAUGAGCAGAGGGAGAGGGAGACCGAGGCCAAGCUCAGCGAGUUGCGUGCUCUGUCCAUUGUCGCAGACGACUGAGGGAGGAAAGCCGAAAACCGGGAUGGGUUCCUUUCAUGCCUCUCUGAAUGGAUUGCAGUCUUUUCAGGCGCCUUCGUGCAGUUCAAACGGACAGCAAUGGCCUUAACCUGAUUAUCAGUAUUGUUUCCUUGCGCCCUCAUCACCCCUCCAUUCCUCUUGCACUACACUCCCAUGUUCCAUUCUUUCUUCUCUGGAACUCAAAGCAGCUGAAUUAACUAAGCCAUCAGCCAAGUGCAGCAUUAUAAGCCAAUAUGUUGUUUUUUUGUAAGGGAAUCAAAACAGUUUUCGUCAGAACUAAUUAGCAAGGUUUACACUUUGUGGUUUCAGAGAUGUCUAUAAGCAUUUGUUUCUAAAGCAGGAAAUGAGCAUGAAUGUUUUUAUUAGUCACAUCUGCAAUGUUACUAACAAUCUGUGAAACAGUUUUUAUCACCCAAGUUUGAAGGACAAACACUACAGACUGUUGUGUAAUAUACUGCAGAUUACCAGCAAGAACAUGCAAGCCUGUGUUUUGGCCUUUGCUGGUUACCUCUAAGUUUAUCUUUGUGCCAUGUUGUGUGAGGGCUUUUUAUUGUGGUUUACGGGGGUAUUGGUAACAUCACCUGUGCAUUAAGUGCCUACAUUGUCCCAGCUGUGGAUGUAACAUGAAAGCUCUCUCAGUAAAGGGAGACUGCCCGUGCAGCGGUGUUGAAAGGUCGACCAGACUGCUGAGAGAACAAGUUACUGUUGAGGUCUAAUCAAAACAAAGGCUGGUGCUCCCUCUAGUGGAAGUACUAAUCAUGACAGUUUCCUUUUAUUCACACCAUCCAUCCCUUUGUUGUAUUGGUUUCAGUUUGUCUGUUAGCAUCAAGCCUCACACAUUGUUGACCCUCUAAGAAAGUCCAUUCUCAACCAGGGUUAGAAGCCAACUUGUGUUUUUAGCUUUCCAUGAUUUUGGACCCAAAUUAUACUGUCACUCUUUCAUCCGUUAGUGCCUGUAUGAUCAACACGUACUAGAUGGUAAUGCACACACACCAAAUUGUUCCAACAGGUUUGUGGAUUUUAAAAAAAGUGAUGUAAUAUCCAGAAGUUGACUAUUUAUUCUCCCACAUUGAAAUGAUAAAAAAUUCUUAGGUGAUCGUCUUUGAGUUCUGUUAUCUACGUAUAUUAAUGAAGGUUUUUCUAAAUAAUGAAGUUUAAGUGGUAGAUUUGUCUUUUGACAGGAGUGGGUUUUAAUCGUUUAAAAAAAAAAUCUGUGAAUAACUCCUUCAGCCAUCAUUGUAAUGUGUAUAUCGUGAAAUAAAUGAACGGAGAAUAGCAACCAUGUA